This is a messenger RNA of Laetiporus sulphureus 93-53, 383 nucleotides long. RefSeq lists its product as uncharacterized. The annotation marks the transcript as partial. NCBI's taxonomy places the organism in Eukaryota, Fungi, Basidiomycota, Agaricomycetes, Polyporales, Laetiporaceae. The record is from RefSeq and is a predicted model, not a curated record. The transcript has 5 exons.
AUUGCUUGCUGUCCUGAUUCUGCAUUCCCACAUAUUUAUAGCGACAAAACUGCACCUCUUCCGGGUCACUGCCACUCACCGGAGUGGCUCAGAUAUUCACCGGCACCAUCCCACGAGUGCGUGUCGACGGGACUUCACAGAGAUGGUGACUAAGUUGGCCCCAGUGGCGACUUCCUGCGCCUGUUCGAUCUGCGCAGGAGCAUUGCGACAUAAGCGUGUGUCGCCUCUUUAUGCCAUGUUUUACACGCAUGAUUCUCUUGGAAAACAGCAGGAAACCAUGUGCUACCUGGCGUUCUGCACGCGUACUAGUGAAACCGCCAAGAAAAUACCACUGUGCACGUUUGGCGUUGCGCUUAUACCACGGUGGCAGCACAAGGCAAGGA